CUCUGGCUCAAAAAUGCCAUGUGCUUUUCGAUAGGAUGAGCUACACCGAUGUUUGACACCUUCGGCAGACAUGACCACAUCAAACCAGCACCAAUCUAGACAGAUCGAUGAAAAUGGAACAUAUGUCCUCAUGGAGUCAAAGCUGACGGCACUUACCAUCGAUGUGGCUGGAUCCUCUUCCUCCCUGAUCCUCGAAGAUAACUUGCUCCGAACCACGUGCCUUCCAAUUAAGACACUUUCUUGAAGGAGAAAUGCCAUAAAUCUGCUCGAGGUGACACUAUGCUUUUCGUUGAUGAAUUGUAUCGUGUCAUGUUGCACCUAGCUGUGACUUGAAUGUCUGCUGGAUUUCAUAUAUCUCAUACACUUCAAAGAAUUUCAAGUCUACAUCGAGAAUUUCACUACUUUGCAUGACAACUCAUUUAUUAACUGAAUAUGGAAGUCAUAAAGCAAAUAGAGACAGCCGAGAUUAGCCAGAGUGCUGCAUAUAUCACGGUGACAACAGAAGGUAACAAGCACGAUGUACCAGUCCACCCCAGUCCACCAUUUACAGACCCAAACACAGAAAAAUCACAACUGCUAUGGGGUAAGGUGCGGGAUAAUUGUCGUGAUGCAUUCUCUGAGUUCUUUGGAACAAUGAUCUUGAUCCUCUUUGGUGAUGGUGUUGUAGCUCAAGUUCUACUCAGUCGUGGUCAAAAGAGUGACUACCAGUCGAUCUCCUGGGGCUGGGGGCUCGGGGCUAUGCUUGGAGUAUACGCAAGUGGCAUCUCAGGAGCACAUAUCAAUUUCGCGGUGACCUUUGCAAAUUGCAUCUUUCGCGGGUUUCCCUGGCGAAAAUGGCCUAUAUACACGGCAUCUCAGAUCUUGGGGGCCAUGUGCGGAGCGGCCAUUGUAUAUGGCAAUUACAAGUCAGCCAUCGAUGAGUAUGAAGGUGGAAAGGAUAUCAGGACUGUCCCGGGAUACUCAUCCAAUGCAACGGCGGGGAUAUUCUGCACAUAUCCUGUCGAAUUCAUGACAACCACAGGGCAAUUCUUCUCCGAGUUCCUUGCCAGUGCCAUUUUGAUGUUUAAUAUAUUUGCAUUGAAGGAUGUUGACAAUCUCGGGGCUGGACCAUUGACGCCUCUUGCUCUGUUCUUCGUAAUCUUUGGGAUUGGUGCUUGCUUUGGCUGGGAGACUGGGUAUGCCAUCAACAUGGCUCGAGACUUUGGGCCACGACUAGUAUCAUACAUGCUGGGAUACGGAGCUGAGGUCUGGAAGGCAGGCAACUAUUACUUUUGGGUACCGAUGGUAGCUCCGUUUCUGGGAUGUACAUUCGGGGGAUGGAUCUACGACUUGUUCCUCUACACUGGAUCGGACAGUCCAGUUAAUACGCCAUGGAUGGGAUUCAAAUGGCUAGCCAUGCCAUUUCGUCGGGAUGUAGUCGAAUCACCAAGCUGGGUUUAAUGGGUCUCAUGACUAUCGGAAAUAAUUAAUGAAGAAUGAUGCAAGAUACCUAUACAUACCUAUACCACCCAGUGUUAGGGCUAGGAAUUGGCCACAAUAAGGGCAAAUAAUAUCCAUAGCAGCUGACGGUUAGAAUUUCCAUUGCUACUGUGGCAUAUCCAACCACUGCUCGAAGCCGGAACGGACGGGUUUGCCUUGUACAACAGAAGACAUGCCCUGGAUUGGUGUGUUGCUUAUAGAACUGAAUCUGGAUCGACUUUAGGUCUAAAUACCGAUUGGCUGUGAUGCCAUUUCCAUUCUUCAUGCGCUAUAUUCUGGCAUGCUGCCAUGGAGCUGCUGGAUAUAGAAGCAUUAUACAACUUAGCGAAUGAGAUAGCAUACUUAGCUGCUCUACUUGUAUAUAGGUAUUCUGAAUAGUCUUCUUUAGAUAUAUAAUUAAUAUAAUAUCUGCC
Aspergillus wentii DTO 134E9 is the source of this 1892-nucleotide messenger RNA. RefSeq lists its product as uncharacterized. Bases 433 to 1440 code for a protein of 335 amino acids. The record is from RefSeq and is a predicted model, not a curated record. The transcript is spliced from 4 exons. Gene Ontology annotation, cellular component: plasma membrane. Gene Ontology annotation, biological process: water transport; glycerol transmembrane transport. Lineage: Eukaryota; Fungi; Ascomycota; Eurotiomycetes; Eurotiales; Aspergillaceae. Gene Ontology annotation, molecular function: water channel activity; glycerol channel activity.